Colletotrichum acutatum is the source of this 792-nucleotide messenger RNA. Its product is annotated as UMTA methyltransferase. The record is from RefSeq and is a predicted model, not a curated record. Bases 1 to 792 code for a protein of 263 amino acids. NCBI's taxonomy places the organism in Eukaryota, Fungi, Ascomycota, Sordariomycetes, Glomerellales, Glomerellaceae. The transcript is spliced from 6 exons. Gene Ontology annotation, molecular function: methyltransferase activity.
AUGGCGCAAGCGCCAGAUGAACUAGGCCGUUUGGACUACAAUCACGAGCUAGUCCUGAAAUUCCUUCGGUACAGCCUCUUUCUAGCCCCGAUUGACGAGAAGAGAUUGCAUCGAGUACUAGACAUUGGUACUGGCACAGGUAUCUGGGCGAUUGAGAUGGGUGAUGCCUUCCCGAACGCCUUGAGUCAGCAGAUCAUCGGGAACGACUUGAGUCCCGUGCAACCAAGACUUGUUCCAUCCAAUGUCAGGUUUGAGAUUGAUGAUGUUGAAAGUGAUUGGCUUUAUGGGGACCAAUUCGACUUAAUCUUCAGCCGCUACAUGGCUGGAUCUCUCUCCGACUGGCCAACACUAGUGAGUAGAGCAUAUGAAAAUCUCCGGCCAGGCGGAUGGGUUGAGUUUCAGGACUAUGACUUUGAAUUCUCGUCCCUCAACCAUAGCCUAAAGCCCCAUCAUAAAACAUACCAGUGGGAUCAUGAGUUUCUGAAAGCAGCCAAGCUCUGUGGUAUCGAGCCAUGCCCUGGAUCCAAGCUGGAGCACUGGGUGAAAGAUGCAGGAUUCAUCAAUAUCGGGCAUAAGGCAAUCAGGGUGCCUCUCGGGCCGUGGGCUAAAGACGAGUACCACCAAGACAUCGGCCUAGGCAACUUGAUACAGCUUCUAGACGGGCUCGAAGCGUUCACAUUGAGGCUGUUUUGCGGAGUUCUUGGCAAAACAGAAGAAGAGGUAUCGACACAGCUGUCCGAAGUUCGACAAGAGCUGAGAUCGCAAGUCUUUCACGCCUAUGGCGAAUUGUGA